Dermacentor silvarum is the source of this 658-nucleotide messenger RNA. RefSeq lists its product as uncharacterized. The record is from RefSeq and is a predicted model, not a curated record. The transcript has 4 exons. Bases 101 to 628 code for a protein of 175 amino acids. Lineage: Eukaryota; Metazoa; Arthropoda; Arachnida; Ixodida; Ixodidae.
UCGCGUUUUUCUGUCCUAUAAAAGCCUGGUGCGAGUUAUAGUUCCUACACGACUGUCUUCUCCGGGUCAAUCUUCACAACAAUAUACUCUUCUUGCCACCAUGAGGCGAAUUCUUCUCUCGAUUUGCGUCUUGGCUCUCAUCGGCUUUUCAGCGAGUGCAAACACACUUCCUGAAGAACAGUUCAACGCUGACACCGUAUACACCGAAGCAGAGAAGUGCGCGGCCGAGGAAAUCAUUCAGCUCGGUGACAUGCUACGUUAUGUAGCGCAGCAGCUAGGUGAAGACGAAGAACUAAACGCUGCGUCCGAAGAAUACUUCUUACGGGACCUGUGGAGAAAAACUAAGGCGGCCCUGAAAAAUGCCACGAUGAAAGUAAAGGUAGCAGUUAAGGGCGCUUUGAAAGAAGGCAAGGAUCACUUGACCGAGGCCGCAAAGGUAGCGAAGACCAAGCUCAAGGAGAAGGCGAACGAGGUCGUUCUAAAUAUUUUAUCCAGAACCAUGACGGUCUACGCCCUGGAAGAUUCUAGAAGCAACCUUGACAUUCGGAGAAAAUUGUGCAAUGAUAUAGACCGUGUGGGAGAGCGUCUCCAGAAAUUUGGCAAUGCUAUGGCUACAGCAGACAAGUGAUGACAAUAAAUGCGAACUAAGCCAUAGUUC